Messenger RNA from Capsella rubella, 1180 nucleotides. RefSeq names its product nucleolar protein 58. The transcript is spliced from 6 exons. Gene Ontology annotation, molecular function: protein binding. The record is from RefSeq and is a predicted model, not a curated record. Bases 85 to 999 code for a protein of 304 amino acids. NCBI's taxonomy places the organism in Eukaryota, Viridiplantae, Streptophyta, Magnoliopsida, Brassicales, Brassicaceae.
CCCAAAACCCUAGCAGCAGAGACUUCACUAACCCCAGCUCUGUUAGCUCUUACGCUUCGCCAAGUAUUGAUCUCUAGACUAGUCAUGGGUAGCGAGAGCAAAACCUCGAAUUUAGAAUCGGAGAAGAAGGCUCUUCUCCUCCGUUCGGUGGCUCAGUACUUGGAGCGAUGUGGGUUUUCCAAAUGCUUCAAGAAAUUGCUCUCCGAAGCUGAAAUCGAGAAGAAGGAAUUGAACUCUAGUUUACCUGAUCUGGAGGAAAUUUACAGCGAGUUUUUGAAUAAGAAGAAAGAUCCUGAAGCUGCAGUGAAUGGAAUUACCGAGGCGAAUGCAAUUGAAGUGGUGGAGAAUGUAAAAAAGGAGAAAAAGAAGAAGAAGAAGAAGGAAACAAAGGUGGAGGUGGCUGAGGAGGAGAAGGUUAAAGACACUGUGGAGGCUGAGAUUGAAGACGAAUUGAAAGAUAAAAAGAAGAAGAAAAAGAAGUCGAAAUCAGUGGAGGCUGAUGAUGAUGAUGAUGAGGAGAAAGUUUCUAAGAAACGGAAAAGAUCAGAGCCUGAGGAGACUAAACAUGAGGCUGAGGAUGAUGAUGAAGACUCAAAGCGUAGGAAGAGAGAAGAGAAAGUAGUAGAAGAGGACGAGGGUAUUCAAGAAACACCUGUUAAGCAAACUGACAUCCAGGAAAACAAGAAUGUUGAGAAAAGUGAAACGAAAUCGACAAAUCAGAAGUCAGGAAAAGGACUUUCCAACUCAAAAGAGCCGAAGAAACCGUUUCAGAGAGUGAACGUUGACGAAGUUGUGUUCAUUGAGAAUAGCAACGCGUAUGGGUCAAAGCCUGGUGCUCUCAAUGGUUAUGGCUAUAAAGCUCAAGAGAUUCUAGGGCAAGUGAGAGGAAGGGAUUUCCGACAUGAGAAGACCAAGAAGAAACGAGGAAGCUACAGAGGAGGAGAGAUCGAUCUCCAGUCACAUUCGUUUAAGUUUGACAACUCAGACGACGAUAAAUGAUUGAUAAGCAACAACACUGCUUUCUCUCUAUUGCUUCUCUUUUGAUUUAUCUUUAUCCGUUUUCUUUGUCUUCUGCUUUGAUCAUUUCAAUACCCAACAAAAGGGUCAAGUUUUGUGUCUGUUAACUCAUAUGAUACUCAUUAAGAACAAGAUUCAGUUUCAGUUUCUUUGUUCACUCAAA